Molecule: messenger RNA, 1403 nt
Organism: Manis pentadactyla (Chinese pangolin)
Lineage: Eukaryota; Metazoa; Chordata; Mammalia; Pholidota; Manidae
Gene: NPRL2
Product: NPR2 like, GATOR1 complex subunit
Exons: 11
Coding region: 128-1291 (387 amino acids)
Biological process (GO): negative regulation of TORC1 signaling; positive regulation of autophagy; cellular response to amino acid starvation
Cellular component (GO): vacuolar membrane; GATOR1 complex
Molecular function (GO): GTPase activator activity
Source: RefSeq, a predicted model, not a curated record
AGCAGACUGCUCCCGGGUGUGUGAGCGCGCAGGCGUGCUAGACCUGCGGUCUGUGCCGGACUCUUCCGAACAGGUGUUCCCAAGGGCCGGUGCUGCAGGGACUACGGACCCGGGACCAGCUAGCGCUAUGGGUAGCGGCUGCCGCAUCGAAUGCAUAUUCUUCAGCGAGUUCCACCCCACGCUAGGACCCAAGAUCACCUAUCAGGUCCCUGAGGACUUCAUCUCCCGGGAGCUGUUUGACACAGUCCAGGUGUACAUCAUCACCAAGCCAGAGCUGCAGAACAAGCUCAUCACUGUCACAGCCAUGGAGAAGAAACUGAUCGGCUGCCCUGUGUGCAUUGAGCACAAGAAGUACAGCCGCAAUGCCUUGCUCUUCAACCUGGGCUUCGUGUGUGAUGCCCAGGCCAAGACCUGUGCUCUUGAGCCCAUCGUCAAAAAGCUGGCUGGCUACCUGACCACACUGGAGCUCGAGAGCAGCUUUGUGUCCACGGAGGAGAGCAAACAGAAGCUGGUGCCCAUCAUGACCAUCUUGCUGGAAGAGCUAAAUGCCUCAGGCCGGUGUACUCUGCCCAUUGACGAGUCCAACACCAUCCACUUGAAGGUAAUUGAGCAGCGGCCUGACCCUCCUGUGGCCCAGGAGUAUGAUGUGCCCGUCUUUACCAAGGACAAGGAGGAUUUCUUCAACUCACAGUGGGACCUCACCACACAACAGAUCCUGCCCUACAUUGAUGGUUUCCGCCAUGUCCAGAAGAUCUCAGCCGAGGCAGAUGUGGAGCUCAACCUGGUGCGCAUCGCCAUCCAGAACCUGCUGUACUACAAUGUUGUGACACUUGUGUCCGUCUUCCAGGUAGGUGAGUCUGCAGUCUGGUACUCCAACGUGUACUGCCCGACACCCAAGGUCCAGGACCUGGUAGAUGACAAGUCCCUGCAGGAGGCAUGCCUAUCCUAUGUGACCAAGCAAGGGCACAAGCGAGCGGGUCUCCGGGACGUGUUCCAGCUCUACUGCAGCCUGAGUCCAGGCACUACUGUGAGAGACCUCAUUGGCCGCCACCCCCAGCAGCUGCAGCACGUUGAUGAAAGGAAGCUGAUCCAGUUUGGACUCAUGAAGAACUUCAUUCGGCGACUACAGAAGUAUCCCGUGCGGGUGUCUCGAGAGGACCGGGGCCACCCUGCCCGCCUUUACACAGGAUGCCACAGCUAUGAUGAGAUCUGCUGCAAGACAGGCAUGAGCUACCAUGAGCUUGAUGAACGGCUGGAAAACGACCCCAACAUUAUCAUCUGCUGGAAGUGAGGCUGGCCGGGGCUGGGGCUGCUCUCUCCUGCUGAGCCCGGCCUGGCGCACGAGGCCUAGUCCACACUGUCAAGAUCCAUCCUAGCUUAAAUAAAGUCAUCCAUCCUUUCAA